Trematomus bernacchii (emerald rockcod) is the source of this 4493-nucleotide messenger RNA. It is a transcript of the gene sh3bp4a, whose product is annotated as SH3-domain binding protein 4a. Gene Ontology annotation, cellular component: cytoplasm. NCBI's taxonomy places the organism in Eukaryota, Metazoa, Chordata, Actinopteri, Perciformes, Nototheniidae. The transcript has 5 exons. The record is from RefSeq and is a predicted model, not a curated record. The coding region runs from base 222 to 3107 and encodes 961 amino acids. Gene Ontology annotation, molecular function: protein binding.
UUCACCGCUAAAAACUUCCAGAACUGUGGAAUAAUACUCUUAGUUUGACCUUUUAAGUACUAAUGUUAUUUGUUUUGGUCGUUAAGCCAAAUGACACGGGGAAAAAGGAGAAGAAUUCUCUCCAUCAGCUCUUCACCUUCUCACUUUCCCACUGCGAGCGUCUUCCAGCCAGCAGGAGAUGAAAAGCUGCCGAUGAGCGAAUUCUGUGCUAAGUAGCGGCCAUGGCUGCCCAUCGCAUCGUCAGAGUGACGAGCAACAGUCACGUCCUGCCUCGCUGCAAGUCUGAAGGGACGCUCAUCGACAUUAGCGAAGGGGUCAAUGGGGCCAGUCUCAACGAUGUUAAAGUGCCUUCUCCCAGUGCCUUAAGGCUGGACACUUCCUCCUCCUAUGGAGCAGCGCAGGAAGUGGUCGCCAUAAAGGAUUACUGCCCCAGCAGCUUCACUACGCUGAAGUUCUCCAAAGGGGACCGCCUCUAUGUGUUGGACACGUCAGGGGGGGAGUGGUGGUACGCGCACAACAACACGGAGAUGGGCUACAUCCCUGCCGCCUACGUGCAGCCGCUCAACUUCGGGAACUCUUCGCUCAGCGACAGCGGGAUGAUUGACAGUCUUGGGGAAGGGUACGAGGAUGGGUCGAAGGAGUUUGGAGGCCGAGGGGAAUGGACAGGGGUUUCCCUUAAGCCUUCCCCAAUUUACAACAAUACUCUCUUUGCUGUGAACCCCUUUAUCAAAGAUCAAAACUGCAAAGAUUCUGGCGUUAGGAACUCAACGGACCUUAUUCUGUUUGAUGCACUGGCAUCUCCGUCAUCUUGCUCAAACUUGACCUCUAGUACAAUCAUGACCAAUGGGUUCAGCAGCUGCCACAUUAACAGUACAACCCCCACAAGCCCAAAUCAAGAGGUUGUACCUAACCUCCACAGGGAUAAUCCAUUUUUCAGGAGCAAACGUUCCCACAGUCUCUCAGAACUGUCCGUCCUGCAGGCGCAGUCCAAUCCAUCCUUACCUUCUUCGGGGUUCUUCUCAGGCCUUAAGGCUCCUUCCCCGGAGCAGUUUCAGAGCCGGGAGGACUUCAGGACUGCUUGGUUGAACCACAGAAAGCUAGCCAGGUCUUGCCAUGACCUUGACUCUCUGGGUCAGAGUCCAGGGUGGGGCCAGACGCAGCCGGUGGAGACCAACAUCGUGUGCAUGUUGGACUGUAACGGAGGCGUUGUUCAGCUCCCGGACACCCAAAUCAGCAUUCACAUCCCUGAAGGCCACGUCAGCAAUGGAGAACACCAGCAGAUCUCCAUGAAAGCCUUGCUAGACCCUCCUCUGGAGCUCAACACCGAUCUCUGCUCCACAGUGAGCCCUGUGGUGGAGAUCAAGCUGAGCAACAUGGAGACAAAGUCCUUCCUCACGUUGGAGAUAAAGGUAUCGGUAACGGUCAAGAAGGAGAGUUGUCACACUGCGGAUGUGCUUUGCGUUCGCAGUGACUGCAAAGAAGGGCCUUACACGCCGAUCCCUAAUGCGUACCUUUACAAGGACACAGUCCAGGUGCAGCUGGAUGGUCUGGAGCCGUGCAUGUAUGUGGCUGUUGUUGUUAAGUCCCAGUACAUCAGCCACAAUACAACUGUUUGGGAUCAUGUGCAAAGGAAAGUAACUUUGGCCGUCUACGGACCCAAGCACAUCCACCCGUCGUUCAAGACAGUCGUGGCCAUGUUUGGGCAUGACUGCGCCCCUAAUACCUUGCUGGUAAACGAGGUGGGUCGCCUGGUGAGUGCUAGCCCGCCGGUGGCCCUCCAGCUUUGGGGCAAGCACCAGUUUGUGCUGGGGUACCCUCAGGACCUCCUGCUGGGGUUGUACUCCAACAUGUCUAACUACGAGGUGAAGUCCUGCGAGGGGACGGGGGUGAUUCGGGGGUUUCAGGUCAAACUGGGGAAAGUGAGCAGGCUCCUUUACAUGAUCACAUCGCACAGUCCAGACAGCAUUUCAGAUUUUACACUCAGGGUCCAAGUUAAGGACGCACUUGACUGCAUCCUCACGCAGUUCUGCGUCCAAACACCACCACCGCCACCCAAAACCGAAGCAAGGAUAUCAGGCCAGAGGAGGUUUCUAAAAAAGAGAGAGGUGGAUAAGAUCGUCUUAUCACCGCUAGCCGCCACUUCCAAACACCCAAAGUUUCAGGACCGGUGCAUCAUCAACCUGAAAUUUGGCAAAUUGAUCAAAACAGUGAUCAGGCAGCACAAGAGCACGUAUCUGUUGGAGUACAAAAAGGGGGAUGUUGUUGCUUUGCUCAGCGAGGAGAAAAUCAAACUGCGAGGGCAGCUGCGGACUAAAGAGUGGUACAUUGGAUACUAUCAGGGGAAGAUGGGACUCGUCCAUGCCAAGAACGUUUUAGUUCUGGGUAAAGUCAAGCCCAUUUAUUGGAUCGGGUCGGAUCUAACGACCACAGUGCUGCUGGAGCAGAUCCUGAAGCCUUGCAAGUUUCUUACGUACAUAUACGCAACAGUGAGGACGGUGUUAAUGGAGAACGUGGGCAGCUGGAGGGCGUUUGCAGAUGCACUAGGAUACGGGAAUUUGCCGCUGAAUUAUUUUUGCAGAACAGAGCUGGACAACGAGCCGGAGAAAGUGGCUUCGGUACUGGAGAAACUCAAAGAGGAGUGUACGGACACGGAGAGCAAGGAGAGGAAGUCCUUCCAGAGAGAAUUGAUGAUGGCGCUGCUGAAGAUGGACUGUCAGGGUCUGGUGGCGAAGCUCGUGCUGGACUUCGUGCUGCUGACCACGGCGGUGGAGGUGGCGUCCCGAUGGAGGGAACUCGCAGAGAAGCUGGCCCGAGUUUCCCGACAGCAGAUGGAGGCGUACGAGGCUCCGCACCGAGACAAGAACGGACAACUGGACAAUGAGUCCAUGUGGAAGCCGGCCUACGACUUCCUCCUGACGUGGGCCGCCCACGUGGGGGACAGCUACCGGGACGUGAUCCAGGAGCUGCACCUGGGCCUGGACCGGAUGAGGACCCCCAUCACCAAGAGGUGGAAGCACCUGACGGGGACGCUGAUCCUCGUCAACUGCCUGGACCCGCUGCGGGGCGCCGCCUUCUGCCCCACCGGGUACGGCGACUUCGCCGUGUGAACAUCCACCUGCAGAACUUUUGAAAAGCCUGUCUGCUUCGAGGGACACUGGAGAUCAGCGUCUUGGACUUUGAAGACAAUUUCAGGGCGGAAAGUCUUCAAUUUUCAGGUCAGAUCUGCAGGUCCUGGUCUUCUUUUUGGAGUAUUGGAUUCAGUAUCAUCGAUUAAUAGAUGUUCAAACACCGUCGAAAGGUAGUUGGUAAUGAAAAAGUCAAAGUGAAAGUGAUGCGUCUUGUUACAUGAAUCCUUCUACCUUUUUACUCUUCUUCAUCUCUUUGUCAACUCACUGUUUGUCUGUAUAUAUUUUUCAAGAUUUCGAAUUUAUUACAGUUUGUUUAAGUCGUUUUUUCCGUCUCCAAACCUUCCUCAGGACAACAGCAGAGACCUCAACCACUGCAAUACAUAACCUCACAAACUGUGACCUUUGGCCAUCUGUAAACAUUCAUUUGAUCCCCAUACUGAACAUUUGUUUGCAAGCCAAACAAUGCUAACUCUACAUGUGACCCAGUGUCGUUUUUACAGUUUAUCUUAUGCAAGAUAUACUUAGAAGAAGAACAAUACAGAGGAUGUGUUAUCCACAGUGUUAUUGUGGACAUGUUUUGUGAUUCACACCACGUUUCAGCUGUGUUACAGAAUCACAAUCGAAAUUCUAAUAUGUUCUUUCCAACUAAAAACCAAAAGGAGCAUGCACACCUGGAUGUUAAGCCAACAACAUCCAGAUAAUAAAAUGUUUGAGUAUUAAAUUCUUGCAUUUAUUCGUAGUGCAUCCAAUAUUUUCCAGAUUUCCAACUUUUGCACACACAAAUGUUCUCUUUAAUUAAAGAUGAUGUGAUAAAGAUAGACCUUAAAUGCAUUUAAGUCCUGCUGAAGGUGAUUUCAUGUCACUUUUUUCAUGCAAAAUCAGUAUUUUCUAAACUUCUGACUUAAAGUGCAUCUUAAAAGUGCAGCAUGAAUACAAUUGUUAUCAUUUCAUGGAGAGUUCAUGUUUGAAUUAAAACAGUAUAAGUCAGAAUUAACAGGCGACCACAGUUUAUUGCUUAAAUAAAUGAAAUAUGUGACUUUAAACUGUGAAAACUAGUAUCAGAAAAUAUCUAGUUUUUGUUAACUGUAUAUUUAAAGAAGCUUAACUUGUGUUUUUGAGCAUUUUCUCUGAUUUUGUGCUCUCAGCAAGUAUAAUGAGUUGUCUUUGAUGCUUUUGUUGUUCAUUUCGACAUCUGUUUUCAUUUCUCAUUCAGUAUUUGUUGUUCUUGUUUCAUUUCAAUAUGUUUUGUGACUGCUGCAGUGUUGCUAUCUGUUUGGAUUAUGAACAGAGAAAUGUGCGAGGAGUUUAUAUAUUUGUACUAAAGCCUGUCUCUGAUCUGUUUCUGUUCAGAAAGUUUCAAUAAAA